CAGAUGAGUAAUACGAAUGAGAUAUACAUGAGACGGCCACAUUUGCAACUUGCAGCUCCAUCAGCCGCCUUGCUCACAAUGUCAACUACAAGCUCAAGAAACCGUGUGACCAACUCAGGGUGCGGCCAGGUACGUCUUCAUCCUACUUCUGAGGAACAAGUUCACGCCUCCAACCUCCUUCUCGCCAGAACCGGAAAAGUAUUUAGGUGACGGUGUCGCGCGCCAGAGCAGUCUAGAUUUCCUUCCUUCUCCAUCCGUUUUCCAAAACACCCGGUCAGCAUUCGCCUCUCAAACCAACUAUGAAGCUCAUCACCCUUCUCGUCCUGUGCCUCCCUUUGCUGGGCCUGGCAAGCGACCAGCACGCGUCGGUUGAUCCCGAGGUGCAGGCAGCCAAGGACGUCCUUCAGCUCCAGAAGCAGUAUCAGGAUAACCUGCGCGCUUCAAUUCGCCGCCGUAGAACCGUCUGUAACCCAAAGAAUCUCCUCCAUCGUCGCGAAUGGGGUUCUCUCUCCGAGCCCGAGCGCGAGGACUACGUCAACGCAGUGCACUGCCUCGCCAACAAGACCGGCCAGACCUCGCAAACCGACAUCCCCGGCGCGCGCACGCGCUAUGACGACUUUGUCGGCUGCCACCUCCAGCAGUCGCCCUUUGUGCACGCUGACGGCCUGUUCCUCAGCUACCACCGGCACUUCGUCCGCCUGUACGAAAAUGCCUUGCGGACCGAGUGCGGGUACCAGGGCGCGCAGUCCUACUGGGACUGGGGCCUGACGUACGAGGACCCGCGCAACGCCACCGUCUUCGACGGCUCGCCCUGGUCCCUGGGCAGCAACGGGCUCUACGUGCCGGACCGCGACCCCGUGACCAUCAACGUAUUCGGCCAGAAUCUGACCUUCCAGCCGGCCACGGGCGGCGGCUGUGUCGCCUCCGGGCCCUUCACCCCGGAUAAGUACGUCAUCCACCUCGGGCCCAUCGCCGGCAGCCCGCAGGGGCCUCAGGGCGGCCUCGGCUAUAAUCCGCGCUGCCUGACGCGCGACCUCGACCCGGCCUUCAGCCGCGACACGCACCCGACCAAUGUGUCCUGGGAACUGGCCUGCGCGGACGUAGCCUGCUUCAACCAGCUGCUCGACGCGCCGGGCGGGAUCCACACGUCGGGCCACUUCCAGGUCGGCACCAUUACGCUCGAUGUGCUAGUGAGCCCGAGCGAUCCCAUCUUUUGGCUGCACCAUGCCCAGAUCGAUCGGCUGUACCCCAUCUGGCAGGGCCAGGAUCUGAGGACGCGGCUAAACCAGGUUUAUGGCACGGUUACUACCGCGAAUAUUCCGCCUAGCGAGAAUGCUACGCUGGAUACAACGAUCAGCUUUGGUGUGCUCGACUCGCCAAAGGCUAUUCGUGAUGUUUUGUCGACCGUGGAUGGGGAUAACUGCUACAUUUACGAGUGAGGGGUUGUUAGCAUUCUGGCUCGGGGGUUGUAUGUGCAUGACCAGGCUGCCUUGGGUGGCAAAACAUACACUCGAGGAAGGUAAUUUGAAUUGAUUGGGGAUGGAUCAGGGAAGGCAAUCUCCCCAUUGGUACAUGGCGUUAUCCAGUAAUGGUACAGAGAGAGUUGAGAUGUAAGGAGUAGGUAAUCUUCACAUAAAUGCACCAAGUCUCCAUGUUCUCUCCUUUCCAUGGCCAUUUGCGGCUCGGAUCUCGCAAGAUCAAAGGAUGCCGAAUAAGUCAUUGGGAUGGAGUGCGACGGGCCCAUAGCUGAACUCUACCAAGGUAUAAGGCUGCGGUGAAAGUGAAUAAAGCUGACAACCUAGCCCAGAUGUUAGAAAGGUGUCAUCGGAACGACACGAAGUAGAGUGUCG
Molecule: messenger RNA, 1850 nt
Organism: Lasiosphaeria miniovina
Lineage: Eukaryota; Fungi; Ascomycota; Sordariomycetes; Sordariales; Lasiosphaeriaceae
Exons: 3
Coding region: 300-1439 (379 amino acids)
Molecular function (GO): oxidoreductase activity
Source: RefSeq, a predicted model, not a curated record